Contarinia nasturtii (swede midge) is the source of this 4957-nucleotide messenger RNA. RefSeq names its product UDP-glucose:glycoprotein glucosyltransferase (gene Uggt). NCBI's taxonomy places the organism in Eukaryota, Metazoa, Arthropoda, Insecta, Diptera, Cecidomyiidae. The transcript has 16 exons. The record is from RefSeq and is a predicted model, not a curated record. The coding region runs from base 243 to 4835 and encodes 1530 amino acids. Gene Ontology annotation, molecular function: UDP-glucose:glycoprotein glucosyltransferase activity. Gene Ontology annotation, cellular component: endoplasmic reticulum.
AAUUAAAAAAAAACAUAUACAAGUGGUAAACUACAUGUAAGCAAGCUGAAAAAAAACUUGAACAAACAAAUAACGUGUAGAGUGUUUUCAGUUUUGAUUUUAUCUAUUAAAAACGACAAAAAUGUGGUAUUGGACACAUUCUUGUUGUUAAAAUUUUAGUUUUUAGUCAAUUGUUAAUUGAGAAAUAGUGGAAAAUUGUAUAUAUAAAUACUGAAGGAGACAAAACUUAGUCAAUAUUCGCAAUGAAACUUGUGUGGAGCAUUUUUUGUUGUAUUUUAUUCACUGUACAAUCGCUUGCGAGUAAAAGUCAUCCCAUUACAACUUUACUUAAUGCAAAAUGGGAAACAACGCCAAUCUGUCUUGAGAUCUCGGAAUUUUUGUUCGAUGAAAGUCCAAAUCUUUAUUGGGAAUAUGUAAAUUCGUUGAAUAAACUACCGCAACCACUUUAUGAACUGGAUACCGAUGCAAAGGUUUACAAAUCGGCUUUAUCAGCCGCGGAAAAAUUGAUUGGCCCGAUUCAAGCGUCUUUGUUGAAAUUGGUGCUCUCCAUGCAUACAAUGUCACCGCGCGUUCAAGCCCAUUUUCAAGUCGCUAGAGAAAUACUCGAACAAGGUGACUGUAAAACUGACACAUUCAUCACAAUUGGUACACGUGUCGCUUGCAGCCUUGAUGAACUUAAAAAGGGAAUUGAAAAAGUGAAAAAUGCAAAUAACCAAGAACAAAAAGACGAUAUUUACAGUUUCGAUCACAUCUAUCCGGGUAGCGAAAAUAAUACAAUAACUGCCAUUCUUUACAGUGAAAUUGGUUCACAAGAUUUCAAAACGUUCCACGAGUACUUAAGUAAACAAGCUGAAACUGGAUUGGUAAAAUAUGUAUCUCGGCAUUUUGUGAGAAAAUCUGGAUCAUCCCGUGUUCGAUUAUCUGGCUACGGUGUCGAGCUUUAUCUAAAGUCAACCGAAUAUAAAAGUCAGGAUGAUUCUCCGCGAUCGGAUGAUUCAAACACCAUGGACGAUGCAAAUGAUGUCGACAAUGAAGUUGAAGGAUUUGAUUUUAAGAUAUUAAAAGAACGUUAUCCAGCUUUGGCACAUUCGUUGGAUCGUCUACGUAGUUCGCUGUUGGAAAAAAGUGAUGAGAUUGCACCGUUAAAAGCAUGGGAAUUUUCGGACUUGGGUUUACAAGCUGCUGAACGUGUAGCGCAAAUUCAAGGCGAAGAAGCUCUUCAAAUCUUACAAUUCACUGCGCAAAAUUUUCCGUCUCAAGCUAAAUCACUGCUUCAUGUUCGGGUGUCGGAAGAUUUCAAAAAGGAAAUGAAACACAAUACCGAUGUGCUUGCCAAAGAACUAAAUUUUCAACCACCCGAUGCAUCACUCUACAUAAAUGGAUUGUAUUUCGAUGCAGAAACACUUGACGUUGGUAAUUUGGUUGAAACUCUGCGCGGUGAACUACGAGUUUUGUGCGGUUUACAUAAAUUGAAGCUCGGAGGUUCAGUCGCUUCAGAUUUGCUUGCUUUAGAUCUCGCACAGCCAGAAAAUAUUGAAUUUGCCGUCGAUAUACGAGACUCAGCCGUUUUAUGGGUUAAUAACAUCGAAACCGAUUCAAAGUACCGUACAUGGCCCUCGACAGUUUACGAUUUAUUACGACCAUCAUUCCCAGGCAUGGUGCGCAGCAUUCGUAAGAAUAUCUUCAAUUUGGUGCUUAUUAUCGAUCCAAUAACACCAAAUGCACGUGAAAUCACAAAAUUAGUGGAAAGUUUUGUCGCACAUUCUGCCCCAAUUCGUGUUGGUAUUGUAUUUGAUACAAGAAAAUCCAAUUCAAAAUCGGAAAAGAUUUAUCGUUCAUUGUUUUGCGCAUGGAAUUACAUUAGUCAAAAUAAACGACCAUUGAAUGCACUUUCAUUUUUAACCGAUCUCUUUGCAUACCAUAGUCCUGACGAAGAUAUCACAUUCAGUUCGAUUCGUAAACAAUUUGAAAAAUCAUCAAAAGAAUUGAAUAGCGAUCAAGUGGAUGAAGUUCUCGGAGAAGAUUCCGACUAUGAUUAUGGUCGCCAGCUUGCUCUUGAAUUUGUUGAGCGGUUAGGCUUUGAAAAAUCGCCACAAGCUCUCAUGAAUGGUGUGCCAUUGGAAGAAACACUUUUAAACGAUCAAAAAUUCGAAGAAGCCAUUUUGUCAGAAGUUCUUAUGGCAACAGUACCAUUCCAGAAGGCUGUGUUCAAUGGUCAGCUAACUGAUGAUAUGGAUAUUAUCGAUUACAUCAUGUCCCAAACAAAUGUUAUGCCUCGAUUGAACAAAAGGAUAAUGGCAAAAGAAGAUACAUCAUUCAUGGAUUUCUCUGGUGAACCGCAUAAAAGUUUGGAAAAUAUCAAGCUGCUGGCUCAACUAUCGGCUCGUGAUAUGACUGCAACUUUAUUGCAUAAUUUGAAAUACUUCACAACAAAGAACUCAGAAGAGCGUAUAUUAGGGAAAAAACUGAGUUUGCUUACUAUUUGGGUUGUGGCUGAUGUUACAACAAAACAAGGCGCCGAAAUGCUUAAGAACGCUCUACUGCAUAUGAAAUCCACGUCCAGUAUUCGUGUCGCAUUCAUUCCAAAUACUGAAGGUAUUGCCGUUGCUGAUCGUUCGAACUUAAAUCGUUUGGUUUGGUCUGCGGUGAAUACACUGCCAGGUCCAAAAGCAACGUCAACUGUUUUGGAAUGGUUGGAAUCAGAAACUGAAAAAACAAUUCCAUCCGAAGUGAAUGAAAUUCUUUCGGAAUCCGAAUUACACAUGAAAAUGUUGCGUGUUUAUGCACAGCGUGUGUUGCAAUUGAAAGCAGCUCAAGCAGCGGUCAUUUCAAAUGGAAAGAUUCUUGGACCAUUGGAUGAGAAUGAAAUAUUUACCGUUGAUGAUUUUACACUGAUCGAACGGUUGCACAACUUUUUGCAUGGAGACAAAAUUCGCGAAGCAUUAAAGAAAUACGAUGAUGUUGAAGAAUCAGACAGUAUGAGCACAGAAGACAGUGAUUUAGUUUUGAAACUCGUUGGUUUGUUGGUGCCACGGCAAACACGAACUCGCGUUACAAUUCCAACAAACAUUCGUGAUGCUCAUUCAGUUGUCAAUCUGCCACCAAAACAAAAUGAUAUGCCAUACAUUGAAGUAUUUGCUGCUUUAGAUCCAGCAUCGCGUGGCGCACAAAAAUUGGCACCAAUUUUAAUUCUAUUAAGAAAUGUUGUGAAUUGUAAUAUGCGUGUUGUGCUCAGUGCUGUAGAAAAACACAGUGAUAUGCCGGUCAAGAAUUUCUAUCGUUAUGUCAUCGAACCUGAGAUUCAAUUCCAGUCUGAUGGAAAAUUCGCAGCCGGUCCAUACGCAAAAUUUGUUGGAUUACCAAGUAGCCCAUUGUUGACGCAAAAUCUGCAGGUUCCCGAAAAUUGGCUGGUCGAAGUGGUUCGGUCUGUUUACGAUUUGGACAAUAUCAAAUUGAUCGAUAUUAAUGGUCCAGUGCAUAGUGAAUACGAGCUCGAAUAUUUACUGUUGGAAGGUCAUUGCUUUGAUUCUACCAGUGGAUCGCCGCCACGUGGAUUGCAAAUUACCCUUGGUACUGAUUACAAACCAGUCGUUGUGGACACAAUUGUAAUGGCGAAUUUGGGUUAUCUUCAACUCAAAGCCAAUCCGGGAGCUUGGAUUUUACGAUUACGUCAAGGCAGAAGUGCUGACAUUUACGACAUCACAAGUGCUGAUGGCCCAAAUACCGUUCACACCGAGGAUGGUGCAACACGGGUCAUUAUUAGUUCAUUCAGAUCUCAUGUAAUAAAACUGCGUGUGACAAAGAAGAAAGGAAAAGAACGUGCUGAUUUGCUUGCCGAUGACGAUGAUGCAAAUGCAGGCAUUUGGAAUUCAAUUACAAGUUCAUUUUCUGGCACUAAUUCUGAUGCUAAUGAACCAGAAACAAUCAAUAUUUUCUCAGUGGCUUCGGGCCACUUGUAUGAACGUCUGCUUCGUAUUAUGAUGCUUUCGACGAUGAAACACACAAAGAGUCCGGUUAAAUUUUGGUUUUUGAAAAACUUCCUAUCGCCACAAUUCAUUGAAUCUCUUCCGCACAUGGCAAAUGAAUAUAAAUUCCAAUAUUCAUUGGUUCAAUAUAAAUGGCCAAGAUGGUUACAUCAGCAAACCGAAAAACAACGAAUCAUUUGGGGAUAUAAGAUCUUGUUUUUGGAUGUAUUGUUCCCAUUGGACGUUAAAAAGAUUAUCUUCGUUGAUGCUGAUGCAAUUGUACGAGGUGACAUUAACGAAUUGAAUGCAAUGGAUUUGGGAGGUGCUCCUUACGCUUACACGCCAUUCUGUGAUUCACGUAAAGACAUGGAUGGUUUCCGAUUCUGGAAACAAGGAUAUUGGCGUAAUCAUUUACAGGGUCGCAAAUAUCACAUUUCAGCACUUUACGUCGUCGAUUUGAAACGUUUCCGAAAAAUUGCCGCUGGUGAUCGAUUACGUGGACAAUAUCAGGCUUUAAGCCAAGAUCCAAACAGUUUGUCCAACUUAGAUCAAGACUUACCAAAUAACAUGAUUCAUCAAGUUGCCAUAAAAUCAUUGCCACAGGAGUGGUUAUGGUGCCAAACAUGGUGCAGUCAAAAGGAGUUUUCGAAUGCUAAGGUUAUCGAUUUGUGUAAUGAUCCUCAAACAAAAGAACCAAAACUUACUGCCGCUCAGCGAAUUGUACCCGAAUGGAAAGACUAUGAUACUGAAAUCAAGAACCUACUGAGCAGAGCGCAAGACCAAGAACAUGAAGAUGAAGUUAUUGAACCCGUUUCAACGGAUACCAAAUCCGAAUCGAUCGGCGACAAAGAAAAACACACUGAAUUGUGAUUAUUGUUCGUUUUAAGUUUUCGCAUUUAGAUCGCAUAAAACUGCGUAUUUGAUUGUUUUACACAUUUUUUGUAUAUUAGAAGAAACAAAUAAAUCAAUUCCGAAUGAAUACAAAUUAUAAA